Molecule: messenger RNA, 1497 nt
Organism: Gadus macrocephalus (Pacific cod)
Lineage: Eukaryota; Metazoa; Chordata; Actinopteri; Gadiformes; Gadidae
Gene: pdhb
Product: pyruvate dehydrogenase E1 subunit beta
Exons: 11
Coding region: 40-1119 (359 amino acids)
Biological process (GO): pyruvate decarboxylation to acetyl-CoA
Molecular function (GO): pyruvate dehydrogenase (acetyl-transferring) activity
Source: RefSeq, a predicted model, not a curated record
CAAAGCCCCGCCUACAGGGUAACAGAGGACAGUUCAAAGAUGGCGUCUCUGAGUUGUGUUCUCCGAUCUGGAAGGAAUGCUGCAGCGGUUGUCCUGCGGCGGGAGUUCCACAGAAGCGCCCCUGCUUCAGUGCAGGUGACGGUUCGGGAUGCCCUGAACCAGGCCAUGGACGAGGAGCUGGAGCGGGACGAGAGGGUCUUCCUACUGGGAGAGGAGGUGGCCCAGUACGAUGGAGCCUACAAGAUCAGCCGAGGUCUGUGGAAGAAGUAUGGAGACGCACGCAUCAUCGACACUCCGAUCACUGAGAUGGGGUUCACUGGCAUUGCGGUCGGAGCGGCUAUGGCUGGUCUCAGGCCCAUCUGUGAGUUCAUGACCUUCAACUUCUCCAUGCAAGCCAUCGACCAGGUCAUCAACUCCGCGGCCAAGACCAACUACAUGUCCGCCGGCCGCCAGUCGGUCCCCAUCGUCUUCAGGGGGCCCAACGGCGCCUCGGCUGGCGUCGGCGCCCAGCACUCCCAGUGUUUCGCCGCAUGGUACGGCCACUGUCCUGGUCUGAAGGUCGUGAGUCCGUGGAGUGCUGAGGAUGCCAGAGGUCUCCUCAAGGCCGCCAUCAGAGACGACAACCCUGUGGUGUUCCUGGAGAACGAGCUGAUGUACGGAGUUCCCUUCGAGAUGUCCGAAGAGUCCCUGUCCAAAGACUUCACCAUUCCCUUCGGCAAGGCCAAGGUCGAGAGGCAAGGAACUCACGUGACCCUGGUGACUCACUCGCGCUACGUGAGCUUCUGUCUGGACGCCGCCGCUGUCCUGGCUAAGGAGGGUGUGGAGUGUGAGGUGGUGAACCUGCGCAGCAUCCGGCCCCUGGACGUGGAGACGAUCGAGGCCAGCGUGAUGAAGACCAACCACCUGGUGACGGUGGAGGGCGGCUGGCCGCAGUUCGGCGUGGGAGCCGAGAUCUGCGCCCGCGUCAUGGAGGGGCCGGCGUUCAACUUCCUGGACGCCCCGGCCACCCGGGUGACGGGGGUGGACGUCCCCAUGCCCUACGCCAAGAUCCUGGAGGACAACUGCCUCCCGCAGAUCAAAGACAUCAUCUUCUCCAUCAAGAAGACCCUGAACAUCUAGAGAUCAGACACGCAUACACAUACACACACACACAGCGUAAAUGCUGUGAGUAUGUGUGUGUGUAUGUUAAGAGAACUGUAAUUUUAAGCGCUGUGACGGCUGGUAUCCCAGCGUUGUGUUAACAGAUGUUAUGACAUCCUCACCCAUCACAGGCCAUAACUGGUGCCGAUAUGGCCCCUACAGAAAACAGACGUUCAGUUCCUUUAUGUCGUACCUGUAAGAUUACUUCACUCCAUCCCCAGGUGUCUGAGGGAGGUCCACUGCGCCCCGCCCCUGUUUGAUGUUCUCCUAGAGCCGCAGUACUGUAUAUACUGUCCCGAGGCGCUGAUGCUGCUGUUAGGGACUCUGUUACAAGAAUAAAACCCUUCUGUCCCUUUG